AUGCAGCUGCUUGUCUCAGCCGUCCUCUGCCUGCUGGGCUCCUGCUGCCUCCAGGGCACAGAGGUACGACAAUAUGAGUCAGUGCUCAUGGUGCCAAAUGGAGGCCCCUGGGGUUCCUGGGGGCACAAACAGUUUUGCCCCAGUGGCUACGCUAGGGGAUUUGAAUUGAAGGUCCAGCCCUACCAGGGGUUUUGGCUGUUUGCCGACGACACGGCUCUAAAUGGCAUCCGCCUGCUCUGCACAGAUGGCACAGUCAUUGAGUCCUCCGUGGGAUGGUGGGGAAACUGGACUGAGGCCCAGCUCUGCUCCAGCAACAAGCUGGUUUCCUUCUCCCUGCGUGUGGAAAAGUGGCAGUACUUUCGUGACAACACAGCAGUCAACAAUGUGAGGUUCGCCUGCUCAAACGGAACAAAGCUGGAGGGCUGGGGACUUUCAGGGGGUCACUUUGGCCCAUGGAGCAGCAACUGCACCUCUGGGGCUAUCUGUGGGCUCCAAACAAAGGUGGAGGGACCCCAGGGAAAGAGGGAUGACACAGCUCUCAAUGACCUGAGAGUCUUCUGCUGUCAGUAACCCAAGUCCCCACCAUAUGGCAGCAUCGACAAAGUUGUAGUGCAUUAAACCUUGAAUCUGUGCUUG
Molecule: messenger RNA, 636 nt
Organism: Pipra filicauda (Wire-tailed manakin)
Lineage: Eukaryota; Metazoa; Chordata; Aves; Passeriformes; Pipridae
Product: vitelline membrane outer layer protein 1-like
Exons: 3
Coding region: 1-570 (189 amino acids)
Source: RefSeq, a predicted model, not a curated record